Jaculus jaculus (lesser Egyptian jerboa) is the source of this 3034-nucleotide messenger RNA. It is a transcript of the gene Prkg2, whose product is annotated as protein kinase cGMP-dependent 2. Gene Ontology annotation, molecular function: cGMP-dependent protein kinase activity; ATP binding. Bases 21 to 2474 code for a protein of 817 amino acids. NCBI's taxonomy places the organism in Eukaryota, Metazoa, Chordata, Mammalia, Rodentia, Dipodidae. The record is from RefSeq and is a predicted model, not a curated record. The transcript is spliced from 19 exons. Gene Ontology annotation, biological process: protein phosphorylation.
AACUUGCACUGGCAAACUAGAUGCAAGUUCGGGUUGGGUUCCAUCAUCCGCCCAAGAGCGAGUCGCCAAGCGGUCGAGCCGAGGUCACGUGUCUUGUAGAAGGUCACCGCUGUGACCGUGACCGGAGUGCGUGUCCUAGAUGGGAACGCCUGUGUGCGCUCGCAGAGGGAAGGUCCCUGAGCAACAUGGGAAAUGGUUCAGUGAAACCCAAACAUUCCAAGCAUCAAGAUGGCCACUCAGGGAACCUCAGCACUGAAGCCCUGAGGAGCAAAGUGGCCGAGCUGGAGAGAGAGCUGAGGAGAAAGGACGCUGCGAUCCAGGAGCGGGAGUAUCACUUGAAGGAGCUGCGUGAGCAGCUGUCCAAGCAGACUGUGGCCAUUGCUGAGCUCACAGAAGAGCUGCAGAGCAAAUGUAUCCAGCUGAACAAGCUGCAGGAUGUGGUUCACGUGCAGGGAGGGAGUCCGCUCCAGGCCUCUCCCGAUCGAGUGCCCCUGGAGGUCCACCGCAAGACCUCAGGCUUGGUCUCUCUCCAUAGCCGGAGGGGAGCAAAGGCUGGGGUGUCUGCUGAGCCAACAACCCGAACCUAUGACCUCAACAAACCUCCCGAGUUUUCCUUUGAGAAAGCCAGAGUCAGAAAAGACUCCAGUGAGAAAAAGCUCAUCACGGAUGCGCUUAAUAAAAACCAGUUUCUGAAGAGACUGGAUCCUCAGCAGAUCAAAGACAUGGUAGAGUGCAUGUAUGGCAGAAACUACCAGCAGGGCAGCUACAUCAUCAAGCAGGGAGAACCAGGAAACCACAUCUUUGUGUUGGCAGAGGGUCGACUAGAGGUGUUCCAAGGAGAAAAACUGUUAUCAUCCAUCCCGAUGUGGACCACAUUUGGGGAAUUAGCUAUUUUAUACAACUGUACAAGGACUGCCUCUGUGAAAGCUAUUACCAAUGUUAAAACUUGGGCACUUGAUCGAGAAGUUUUCCAGAACAUUAUGAGGAGGACAGCACAAGCUAGAGAUGAACAGUACAGGAACUUUCUCAGAAGUGUAUCCUUGCUGAAGAACUUACCUGAAGAUAAACUAACUAAGAUCAUUGACUGCUUGGAAGUGGAAUACUAUGACAAAGGAGAUUACAUCAUCAGAGAAGGUGAAGAGGGAAGCACCUUUUUCAUUUUGGCAAAAGGGAAGGUAAAAGUCACGCAGAGCACAGAGGGCCAUGAUCAGCCUCAGCUGAUCAAAACCCUGCAGAGAGGGGAGUACUUUGGAGAAAAAGCCCUGAUCAGUGAUGAUGUCAGGUCUGCUAAUAUUAUUGCUGAAGAAAAUGAUGUCGCAUGCCUGGUUAUAGAUCGAGAAACAUUCAACCAAACUGUUGGAACAUUUGAAGAACUCCAAAAAUACCUUGAAGGAUAUGUGGCCAACCUGACCCGUGAUGAUGAGAAAAGACAUGCAAAGCGGUCCAUGUCUAACUGGAAGCUGUCCAAAGCUCUUUCUCUGGAGAUGAUUCAGCUGAAGGAGAAGGUGGCCAGAUUUUCCUCAUCCUCCCCAUUCCAGAACCUUGAGAUUAUCGCAACACUGGGCGUUGGUGGGUUCGGAAGAGUUGAGCUUGUUAAGGUUAAAAAUGAGAAUGUUGCUUUUGCUAUGAAAUGUAUAAGGAAGAAGCACAUUGUGGACACAAAGCAACAGGAGCAUAUCUACUCAGAAAAGAGAAUCCUGGAGGAGCUAUGCUCUCCUUUCAUUGUGAAAUUAUAUCGGACUUUCAAGGACAAUAAAUAUGUAUACAUGCUUCUGGAAGCCUGCUUAGGUGGGGAGCUAUGGAGUAUUUUAAGGGACAGGGGCAGCUUUGAUGAACCAACCUCUAAAUUCUGUGUGGCUUGUGUGACAGAAGCAUUUGAUUACCUGCACCGGCUAGGGAUUAUCUACAGAGACCUGAAGCCAGAAAACUUAAUUCUAGAUGCCGAGGGCUACCUCAAGUUGGUGGACUUUGGAUUUGCUAAGAAAAUUGGUUCUGGACAGAAAACAUGGACGUUCUGUGGUACUCCAGAGUAUGUAGCUCCCGAGGUCAUCCUCAACAAAGGCCAUGACUUCAGUGUGGAUUUUUGGUCCUUGGGAAUUUUGGUGUAUGAGCUCCUCACUGGCAACCCACCCUUCUCUGGGAUAGACCAAAUGAUGACCUACAAUUUGAUUCUCAAAGGGAUUGAAAAAAUGGAUUUUCCCAGAAAAAUAACAAGGCGACCUGAGGAUUUGAUUCGGAGGCUUUGCAGGCAAAAUCCAACAGAAAGGCUUGGAAAUCUGAAGAAUGGAAUCAAUGAUAUUAAGAAGCACAGGUGGUUAAAUGGUUUUAACUGGGAGGGACUGAAAGCACGGAACCUUCCCUCACCUUUACGAAGAGAGCUCAGUGGACCUAUAGACCACAGCUACUUUGACAAAUAUCCUCCUGAAAAGGGAGUACCUCCCGAUGAGAUGUCAGGCUGGGAUAAAGACUUCUGAUGGAAGAAAAAGUGAUUCCUGCCCAAACACCAUAAACAAGAACUGUGAGGACCAAUAAUCCAACAUUGAUUAUCUCUCUUCAGAGAACUGUGAGAUCUUUUGGAAGACCCUUAGGCUGAAGAAAGCCAUGCCUCCAUGUUGAGAGGAAGUAGUCUGGAUGUGGUUCAGAAAGACAGUGUCACACUUGGACACUGUGCAAGUCUCAGGUUGUCUCCUUCUACUUCCCAUGAUCAUAGCCAUUGUGUAAGUGUGACAGCUUUCUCUGAAAUCCAUUUGUCCUCCCCAAUCUCACUCUUCUGCGUUGAAUCCCAACACAACUUCACAAGGAUCGUGCUUAGGAGCCACCGAGUAAUAUAACAGAAGGAAGAAUACAAAUAAAUUUUGGAAGAUUUCUUAAGAACUCCACAACUCCAUCUCUGCAUGAUGACACCUUCAAAGGAUGGUCUACAGAAAUCAUGGUAGUCGAAAGAAGUCCAUGAACUUUAUUCCUUUCAACCUAAAAGUAAACUAAAAUCUUUCUGAUACCAGUUUGGUAGGGCAAAUUUUAAUUUUGUUAGUGA